Paramecium sonneborni is the source of this 658-nucleotide messenger RNA. The record is from the annotation of a GenBank genome assembly. NCBI's taxonomy places the organism in Eukaryota, Ciliophora, Oligohymenophorea, Peniculida, Parameciidae.
UAAUUUUUAUAUUAACAGACAUCUAAAAUUUAAAAAAAUGUAUAUAAAUACUACUCACACUCCAGACAAAAAAAAUUCCUAUCUCAAUAAAUUUAACAAAAAGAGAAUCUAAACGACAGACAAAGAAAAUAAGUAUCUUACAUCAUUUAUAAAAUAAGAAUUUAGAAUAUGAGCAAUUUGAGCACAAAUGAUGAUUGCAAAUCUUAUUGUGACAGUGUUGAUUAUUAUAGACAUGAAAAUCAUGAACUUAAGAAAGUAGUUUUUUAAUUGAAAUUGGAAAUGUAGAUUGUUAAAAAAUAUCAUUAGGAAAUCUCAAUUAGAAUAAUGUCUGAUUGAAUAGAAACAUAAUUUAAAAUGCGUAGUUUAAAAAUAUAAAAGUUUUAUUGAUGAUUUAAUGAGUGAGAAAAGUUAAUUAAGUGCAGAGUGUGAUGAUUGGAAAUAAAAAUAUGAAUAGUAAUAAUAAAUAAUCGAAGAAUAAAGAUAAUAAAUUUAUAAUCAAUCAUAAAUUAUACAAUAGAAUUUAUUAACAAUUCAAGAGAUAGAGCAUGAUUUUGAAUAGGAGAGAAUUUAGAAAUAGUUAGAAGUUAAAUAAAUAAUGAAUUUAAAAGAUUAAACAAUAGAUGAAUUAAACUAAAUAAUUUAAUAAUAAUAAUAUUGA